AUGAUUCCGCCAAGCCUUUCUCAUCUCUUAGCCGUUGGGGCAGGGAUUGGCACCUUGUUCGCCAAUCAUGUCUCUGCUCUUGAUACGACAACUGUAAAGACGGAUAACGGUGUUGUCAAAGGCUUUACUGACGAGUCUUUUCCCAAUGUGGCUCAAUUCCUCGGUAUACCUUAUGCCGAACCCCCGGUUGGAAAGAGAAGAUGGUCUCCUGCAGUUGCCAAAGGACGAUUCGGGACAUUGGACGCAUCCCAGCAAGGUCCAGCUUGUCCUCAAGCUGAACCAUCCAACAGUGGUCCAUGGCGUCCUGAGUUUCUGAUCAAGCCGAACAGUACAAGCGAAGACUGUUUGUAUCUUAAUGUUUGGACCCCGUUCAAAGCGAGAGGCGGCAAUAAGGAGAAGCUUCCGGUAUUGGUUUGGGUCCAUGGUGGAGGUUUCACUGGCGGCGGUGGUAACAUUGACUAUCAAGUGCCUCCACACUGGAUUACAAGAAGUCAGAAACACAUAGUCGUCAGUCUCAACUACCGUUUGGGAGUUUUCGGCUUUCCAAAUGCCGCUGGUCUUGGCUCAAAGGACCAAAACCUAGGGCUUCUAGAUCAGCGCCUCGCCAUUCAGUGGGUGCGAGAUAACAUCUCUCGUUUCGGUGGUGAUCCAAAGAGGAUCACUCUCUGGGGUCAAAGCGCUGGCGGUGCUUCGGUUGGAUACUAUCAGUAUGCGUACCCUGAGGAUCCGAUUGCGCAUGCAUACAUCCAGGACUCGGGAGGUGUCUUCAUACCCAUCAACAAUGCUGAUUCCUCACACUCCAACUUUACCUCUAUUGCGAAGGCGUUCAAGUGUGAUAAAGGCAAUCAAGUUGACUGCCUCCGCAAAGUACCAUUCAAGGAUAUCCAGAAGAAGGUGGAGAACACAGCGGGAGUAAGCUUUGUUCCUGUUGUCGAUGAGAGAACCAGGUUCUCCGACUACUCGAAGCGACUUCUGUCGUCCAAAAUCCCUAAGUUGCCAUCCAUCAUCGGUACAAACAGAGAUGAAUGGAACUUCGGUUCAGAACCAGCAGAGCCUCCAGUCAAACCACCACCCGAACAAGUCCACACAGACAGCACAUUCGGUUGUCCCGCGCACUUCGAAACAGCGCUGCGAUCCUCUACCAACGUCAAGACCUGGCGAUACAUGUACUCAUCAAACUUCACCAACAUCAUGCCCGGAGACGAGGGGGCUUUCCAUUCUGCUGAACUUCCUUUGAUCUUUGGAACUCAUGAUAUCGCGCGUAGUAAGUCUGGACCAUUUGAGUACAAGGUUAGUCAUGCUAUGCAGGAUUACUGGUUGGCGUUUAUUCAGGAUCCUUAUGCUGGGUUGACAAAGAAGGGAUGGCAGCCAACGGCACCUGGGGGAGCUGAUACAUUGCAGACGGGUGUGGAGUUUGGGUUCGAUAACAGGAUUGUUGCGAGGAACUAUGCGUUCAAGUCAUUUCAGAGUGGCAAUCUCGUCGUCCUUGGCGACGCCGAAAUCCGCGAUCUUCUCAUCAGUCUCUCCAAAGAUGAAGUCCUCAGCUUCAAGCGGGCUCUAGAACAAGUCCUCAUUGACUUCACUGUCGGUGGUGAAGGUAAAUACCAACCAACACCAGAUUUCGUCAAUCGACCAAACGGGCAAAAGACUCUUUUCCGUACAUUCACCUCUGCGGACCAUGUAGGAACCAAGAUCGUGGUUACACCAGCUCCCAUCAAGGAUGCAGAUGGCAACACGCUGAACCGUCCACUUGGAGGACUUUUGUCUUUGUGUGAUUCAGCGGGUGUGCCGACGGGUAUACUCAAUGCUGCUGAACCAACCGGUUAUCGCACCACGUUAUCCGCCUUGAUCCCGUGGACUUGGAGAAAGAAUACAGAGAACGUCGUCAUCUUUGGAGCAGGAAAGCAAGGGCUUUGGCAUACUCGUCUUGCAUUGGCUCUCAGAGGUUCUGAGAUCAAGAAGAUCACCAUCGUGAACCGGUCUGUGGGCCGGGCGAAGGAUAUGGUCAAGACAGUGACGGAGGAAAACCAAAAGUACUGGAAGUCUUCUGCUAGUCUGGAUGUUCUGGAUCCUGCUCAGUCUGAUUACGACCAAGCUUUAGCAUCUCUCUUAUCAUCAGCCGACGCGGUAUUCUGCACAGUUGGUUCAACAAGUCCCCUCUUCUCACUCAAGACCAUCCUAGGCGAUGGUACGCGAAGCAGACUGCCUUUCGUCGGCGCCAUAGGUUCAUGGCAAGCCGAUAUGAUCGAGCUUGAUCCAGAAAUGCUUCGCCAUGCUGCCUCUUGUGACGACUCGUACAGCCCUCAUGGUGCAGAGGGCAGUAUUCUUGUCGACGAUCUUGAAGAGGCAAUGGUCAAGUCGGGAGAAGUGAUACAGAGUGGUCUUAAAGGAGAGAGGUUACUUCAAGUUGGACAGAUACUGGAUUGGCUUGAUGACAAGUCUGAAAGGAAACCUGAAGGGGGUGUUGAGAAGCUCAAGACGUGGAUUAGUGAGGGCUUCGUGGUAUAUAAAGGCAUUGGCGUGAGUGUCACAGAUCUUGCAGCUGGAAACGCGAUCCUGGACCUUGCCAGGAAGAGAAAGGUUGGAACGGUUAUCUCUAACUUUUAG
This is a messenger RNA of Fusarium redolens, 2607 nucleotides long. Its product is annotated as Alpha/Beta hydrolase protein. The coding region runs from base 1 to 2607 and encodes 868 amino acids. The record is from RefSeq and is a predicted model, not a curated record. The transcript is spliced from 5 exons. NCBI's taxonomy places the organism in Eukaryota, Fungi, Ascomycota, Sordariomycetes, Hypocreales, Nectriaceae.